CCCCCUGCCAGGCCUUGGUCAGUGUCGGGGACCUUCAGGCCACACUCAGAGGGACGCAUUCCGCCCCCAGCUCCUUGGACAGUGCCCUGGCCCUUGAGCCGCUCCCGAUGCCCAAUGGCUCUGCUGCAGGAGGGCCGGUGUCCCCAGGCUCCCAGUAACUGCCUGGCCCGGUGGUGGCGGCCACAUCCUCCGUGCCCCACGUGGACCCUGCCCGGGUUGGGGCAGGGCUGGUCCCAAGGUGGCCCUGUUGCCCCAUCCCCUCUUCCCCACCUAGGAGGCUGGACUCCCAGGAGGCCGGUGCCAGGGACAAAGGCCCCCUCCCCCAAUUGCACUGAGAAAAGGAACUGCGGAGUUUUGUCUCCUAGAAUAAAGAUAGAGUUGAGUAGAGAGAAAGGAGAGUGAGAGAGAGACCUAUAUUAUAUAUUAUAUAUAUAUAUAUAUAUAUAUACAUAUAUAUAUAUCUCGAGGGAGGAGAGAGUGGGCAGGCGGAGAGCCAGGAGGAAGCAGGCCAGGGCUGGGGGCGGCGUGGACCUGCACCCUCCCACUGGGGCUACUGUGGUGAGGGGUCCUGAGGCUGCCACGCCCCCUCUUCCUGCCGGACCCCCACCCUCCGGUGCAGACGCCCACACCCACACUCGGCCUUUCAGCUCAGGUCCACCUUGGGGGAGGCCCGAGUGGGGGUCGUGCCUUUGCCCACCCCCAUCGCCCCGGGCCCUGCACUUUGAUCCAGGCUGGGGCUAGAAUCCCUUCCGUCUGGCCCAGCCAGCUCUGUGGGAGCAGGGGGCCCUGUUCUCUGGGGGCCUCCCGGGGUACACCCCCAGGGCCCUGAUGCACUCACCGAGUCCCCCUCCAUCUCCACGGACCCUGGGGCGGGGGUCUGGCGGGGGUCUGGCUGGGCUCCCCCUCCUACUCCCGAGGGUCUGGGGUCCAGCCCAGCCGCCAAGUGACCUUGUCCCAGCUCCCUCUCCCCAGGCUGGGGUGCGUGUGCGUGUGUUCGUGCCGAGCUUCUGUUUCAUAUUGCAAAUAUAAACAAAUAAAGGAAGACAGUUUAAGACUCCUGCUGCUCAGACCUCGGGUUCUGACCUAUUCCCGUGCCGUGGCUCUGGGGUGGGACCCUUACAAGGAGGAGUCAGGUACCUUCUGCUCCGAGGAAGGGUUUCCUGGAGGAGGAGCUGAGCAUUUCCCAUACUCAUGCGGCACCUGGUCCUGGGAGCCGUCCCCUGUCCAGACAGGCUGCAGAAGGCGGUGAGUGGGCUUCCACACCCCAUCCCCCUUUGGCCCACCCCUGACCUGCCCUGCCGUGUGGCAGGAGCCACGUCCCCGAGCCCUCUCCCCUUGGAGCAGCCAGCUAGGCCAGACAGGUGGGUGCCCAGUGGGUCCAGUGCGAAGGUGAAGUACUGGCCGCCAUGCAGGGGAAGCUUCACUGGCGCGCCGGCCGGCUGGCACCACCGCCAGCCCCAGCUCCUGUCACCGAGCAAGUGUUUGGUGGAGGAGGGAGGCUCAGACUGUCCCUUGGAUCUGGCAGGGUGUCCUCCCCUCCCCUCCCCUGUUGCUCAUGAAAGGGCAGGCGUCGGAAUGUUGCAGAUUUUGCACCCAGGUCCCUUCUGACUGGCCUGGCGCAGGGCAGUGGGAGAGGCGUGUACAGCCAGGGCCCUCUAGGCAGGGAGGAAGCGAGACAGAGGGAGUGGGGGAGGAGGGACCCCUGGGUGCCAGUGGGCACCGUAUCAGCAGGUGCCAGGCAGGGCCGUCCCCAGGGCAGGAGCAGCAUCUCCCUGGGCCCUGUUAUCAGUCCCAGAGUCCACAGGACGCUCCUCGGGUUAACGAGUAACCACACACCAUCUCCUCCACCCCCAAGCUACCCGUACCCACUUGCAGGCCGUUCUCAGGGGUCACAGGCUGACAUGGACCCCGGGAAAGAGGGCCUGCCCCGAAAACCUCGCUUUUCAGCUCAACAGCUGCACGUGGGCAAGUGGCUGAGCCCCUUCUUCUUCACCUGCGCCGUCUACUUCCUCCUCUGGAUCCCCGACGACCAGCCGUCCUGGGUCGGCGCCCUGGUCAAGUGCCUGCCCGUCCUCUCCCUGGUGGUAUUCCUGCGGGCCGUGGACGCCGGCGGGGGCUACAGCGCGCGGCUGCAGGGGGCCCUCCUGUGCUCAGCCGUGGGGGACGCCUGCCUCGUCUGGCCCGAGGCCUUUCUCCAUGGCGUGGCCGCCUUCGCCGCGGCCCACCUGCUCUACCUCUGGGCCUUUGGCCUGACGCCCCUGCAGCCCGGCCUCCUGCUCCUGGUCAUCCUGGCCGCUCUCCCGUACUACGGCCUCCUGCUUUGGCACCUCCCGCCCGACCUGGUCCUGGCCCUGACGGCUUACUCCUUGGCCCUGGCCACCAUGCUGUGGCGUGGCCUGGCCAGGGGCGGGAGCACCGGCUGGGGCGCGCUGCUCUUCACGCUUUCGGAUACCACGCUGGCCUGGAACGCCUUUGCCCAGCCCCUGCCCCACGCCCGCCUGGUGGUCAUGACCACGUAUUAUUCCGCCCAGGUCCUCAUCUCCCUGUCGGUCUCCCAGAGCCCCAAGCUCAAGCCCAACUGACAGGGCGCUGAGGCGGGCAGGUGUUUGCCCCCUCUCCUCCUGCAAGGCCCUGGGACCCCCUGAGCAGCAAGGCCGGAGAAGCACUGUCGAGGGCGAAAGUCAGGCCCCCAGACGACUCUCUGCCGGGGCCAGUCCAUGCGGAGACAGAACCGUUUGCGGAAAUGGGAAUCCCCCGCCUUCCCACCACCUCCCCUUGGUUUUGAGUCUGGAUUCCAGGCCCACGGUGGGCCCCCUGUGGCCCCAGGGGGCUGCGGCCAGGCCUGCGCCUGCUCUCUGGCCCUGAUCUCUUUUUCUGUUGCCUCAGUAACGUGGGCGUCGGAACGUCAACAUCUCUGUUAUUUGGGGAGGGUUGUGGGAGGAGGAGGUGAUCCCAGGAACAGCAAAUGGUCCUUUUCCCCCAAAAUGUACCAUUUUCAGCACUUUGGA
Molecule: messenger RNA, 3008 nt
Organism: Sus scrofa (pig)
Lineage: Eukaryota; Metazoa; Chordata; Mammalia; Artiodactyla; Suidae
Source: RefSeq, a predicted model, not a curated record